Homarus americanus (American lobster) is the source of this 1551-nucleotide messenger RNA. RefSeq lists its product as uncharacterized. The record is from RefSeq and is a predicted model, not a curated record. The transcript has 10 exons. Gene Ontology annotation, molecular function: protein binding. Bases 700 to 1404 code for a protein of 234 amino acids. Lineage: Eukaryota; Metazoa; Arthropoda; Malacostraca; Decapoda; Nephropidae.
GGUUGUUCCCGAGCACUUGAGUGUUACAGUCAAUAAGGGUGAAGGCCUCAGCGUUCGGUUCACCAACGUGGGAACCAAAGAAGUGGAGUGGAAGAAGGCAUCGACCAGGUCUUGGACGGGCGUUGAUCGCAUUAAUAAUAACCAGUUAAUCAUCCCGGCCUCUCAACUGGAUGGCUCUGGCUUCUACAGUGUUAGGUACCGUCUUCCACCUGGUUACACCAGAAAUAAACAAGAGUCAGGAACAUUCAGCCUCAUCAUGAGAGAGUGUGAAGCUGAGCGUUAUGGUCCACCAAACUGUCUCCAGUGGUGUCCUGACUGUAUGUACGGGGGUGUUUGUGACGCUGAGACUGGCCGGUGUGUGUGUCCCCUGGCCUCACGGGAGAACUGUGCCACACACGAUGUUCACAGGGCAAGAUAGGGCGGGACUGUACGGUUGACCUACCUGAUGCCAGAGGUAAACAGAUUUGCCUACCACCACCCUAUGGCUGCCGCUGCGCCCCGGGGUAUAAAGGACCACACUGUGACCAAGAAUGUGGGGAUGGACGUUGGGGCGAGGGGUGCUCCAGGACCUGCAGCUGUGGCUACCAAGGAUGUGAUGUUCUCACUGGUCUUUGCCGGGGGUUAACAUCUGCCUGUACCGGAGGAGGCAAAGGGUUACCACGGUUGCGUAAGCCUCCCAGAAUCACCGAGACUGGAUCAAUGACAACGAAAGUCAUAUUCGACCAAUGGAGAGAUGGUUACGACGAUGGUGAAAUAGACGCCAGUAAUGACGUACUCACCUACCUGAUACGCAUCUGGCUCACCAAGGACGGGAUAUAUAAGGCAGCAUCCCACCCUGUUACACCAGGAAACUUUAUUACCCUGACUAGACUAGAGCCUGGGUCAGAAUACAACCUACAGGUGCUGGUACAGGUGGAGAAUUAUGAAGGGAAAGUGUGUGUUGCUGACGGAUUCGGGCGUGAGAGAGUACACACAGUGCCCUUCAGAACUUCCUGUCCUAACAAGCCUCCGACACCAGAUAGAGUCAACAUAACAGAUGUGAAGUCCACAAGUUUCUUGGUUUUCUGGCAGGAUGUCUCCUAUAAGGCCACUUGUCACAUACAGUAUGCGGUAGAAGUCAACAAACAAAUCCAAACCUUCCAAGAUGUAGCCUGGUAUAGACCGAUGCGUCUUGAACCAUAUACUGAAUACAACAUUGUAGUUUGGGCUCAGAUGGAGAAGACUACUUACAGCAACAGAGGCCCGACCAACCGAGUCAAGACUCUUCCCCUGCCACCAUCAGCGCCUCUAGGUGACUUGGUUCUCCACGACCGUACAUGGAAGGCAACCUGGUGGCCAGCACCUGGUGACAAGGAGACUUUACUACUCCUACAGAUACAAGAUAAAUUAUCUUGCAUGCAGUAGAGGGAAGUUUCACCCAAUGGUCUGACUGGUCGCCCACUACUACCACCAAUUUCGAAGCUCCUCCAUACUCUAAGGUUCACCUGCGAGUGAAGAUCAAGAAUGAAGCUGGACUGAAAGCAAGUGACGGUAUCAAUGACGGGAGCCCAC